Messenger RNA from Propithecus coquereli (Coquerel's sifaka), 942 nucleotides. RefSeq names its product sex comb on midleg-like 1 (Drosophila) (gene SCML1). The record is from RefSeq and is a predicted model, not a curated record. NCBI's taxonomy places the organism in Eukaryota, Metazoa, Chordata, Mammalia, Primates, Indriidae. The transcript is spliced from 7 exons. The coding region runs from base 1 to 942 and encodes 313 amino acids. Gene Ontology annotation, molecular function: protein binding.
AUGUCUAGCGGCUCCAGUGAAGUCGAUGUGAUAAGAACUCGAAUACCUGCUUAUGGUGAUGAUAAUAUUGUUCUUUAUGCAUAUGAACCAAAUACUGCAUAUAACAAUAAUGAACAUGUUCAAUCUGAGGUGUCCUGCAACGAAGAAGAACAAAAAACAAUGAUGGAUAUCCUCACCCAGUGCCAGGUUAUAAACGAUGCCAUCCAAAACCUGGAUAAGAAGUGUGAUGUUAUUUAUGGAAAGGUUUCAAAAAUCUAUCGGUGCCGUGCGAAAUCCUUGUGGCAAAAUCGUAAGCCGCAUGGAUAUGCACACAAAAAUCAUAAUUACCAGCUUUCUAGAAAACAAAAAUUCCAGAGAAUGAGGAAGAGGGAGCCACAUCACAGUUCAUUCUCCUACUCUGAAAGUUAUAGCCCCACUGUACCAGUGGGAAGACGGGAUAAUGAUUCCCAGAGCCACCCUCCAGGAACACCUUUUAAUUCUGACGAGUCCGUGGAACCAGAGCAUGAUUCACUGCUUGAGGAGCAGGAGCGGGAUGCGAUCCUCCGCCAUAGUCCAUCGCUCUCCUCGAGUUCGUAUCAGCCAUCUUGCGAUAAUGAUCAGGUCAAGUAUGAUUUGUCUUGUUUUCUCUCCAUUGAAGUUACAAGUUCACCAGUUGAACGUGACUCUGGUAUCCUGAAACAAAGCUUCUCUGAGGACCCUUCAACCUGGUCUGUGGAAGAAGUAAUCCUGUUUCUGAAACAAGAAGAUCCUCAGACAUUAGGCCCUCUUGCUGACCUCUUCAGACACCAUGACAUUGAUGGGAAGGCUCUGCUACUGCUCAAGAGUGACAUGAUGCUGACGUAUAUGGGGCUGAAGCUGGGGACAGCUGUGAAGCUAUGCCACUGCAUUGAAAAACUUAAAGAUGACAAAUACGAUAAAGAAAAAAAAUACUGUGACAAUUAA